Molecule: messenger RNA, 1098 nt
Organism: Symbiodinium natans
Lineage: Eukaryota; Dinophyceae; Suessiales; Symbiodiniaceae
Source: the annotation of a GenBank genome assembly
AUGCUACGGAGACAAAGAAGAACGCAGAGGAACAUCACAAUGAUGAUCAGCCCAUGGGCACGGGAGAGGGAGGAAAUAACGCUGGAGCAGGGGACGGAACGAGAGAAGCUGAGAAUAACCCCGAAAGAACAGGAGCCCGAGAAGCCCGACGAGGAGAUGACGGGCGGAGGAGAUCCGGGAAAGGGAAGCGGCGGCGAUGCCGGCUCCGGAGGACAGGGCUCCGGCGGGGACAAGGGCGGCGGCUCGGAUGACAAGGACCAGCAAAACGACGAUGAAGAGAUGGAUAAUAAGGAUGAUCAGCCGGAGGAGAACGAAGAAUCUGAUGAUGACAUCUUAGUUAGGGCUGAGGCGGGGGAUGCGCCCAGAAGCUUGUUGUUCGGAGGGAACCCGGGCGGGAUUGCGGACGAUGAUGAGGCCAAGUAUGAUACUGGUGAGAUCGACGAGAAGAGGAAGAGCGUAAUAGAGGAUGUUUACCAGAGCCGUGAUAGCUUCCCGCUAGGGUGGAUGAAGAAGAACUAUAGCGAAUGGGAGGCUGACGAGGACAAAACGGUAUACAAGGUGACAGAGAAGCUGAUAUCACCAGAGAUAAUAGCGCAGGGGCUCGGGCUCGACAACUUCUCGGCGCCAGUCGAGUGGAUGAAGAACCUGCGGUGGGGCUUCCACUGCGGCACCUGCUUCGCAUGGUGGAUGGGAUAUGCGGUGGCCACGAAUACAGGAGAAGAGUUUCCGAGGGAAGGCGCAAGAUGCCCACGCUGUAGGAAGCUUCAGGAAGUGAACUUGCAAGGAAUAUUGCAAAAGGGGCCACCCCCUGCGAUGAUGAGAGCGGUUGUGACCCUUUGCUCGCCGCUACACCCUAUGGACCCGCGUCUCAUAUUGGCGAGGUUGACGGAUAGGCUAGCCGCGGAGGGAGUACCGUGGGAUGAGAUUGACAUGUUUGAGCCACAUCAAAUAUUGGUUGCAGCAGGGAUGAUUGUUGCAAACUCUUCGGAGGCAAAGCUUGACGUGAUGGACAUAAUAAUGAAGAUGGCCAAAGAGUUGGUGAACGGCGGAAUGAUGAAGACAGUGGAUGGAGAACCAUAUCCACUCAUACCCGUUUAG